UUGAGCAUGGUAGCUGAGAACUCCUCCUCCAUGACAGAGUUCAUCCUUGCAGGCUUAACGGACCAGCCUGGACUCCAGAUGCCUCUCUUCUUCUUGUUUCUAGGUUCCUACGUGGUCACUGUGGUGGGAAACCUGGGUUUGAUAACACUGAUUGGGCUGAAUUCUCACCUGCACACCCCUAUGUACUUCUUUCUCUUUAACUUGUCUCUCAUAGAUUUCUGCUAUUCCACUGUUAUCACCCCCAAAAUGUUGAUGAGCUUUAUCUCAGAGAAGAACAUUCUCUCCUACCCUGGGUGUAUGACUCAGCUCUUUUUCUUUCUGUUCUUCGUCAUUUCUGAGUCCUUCAUCCUGUCUGCGAUGGCAUAUGAUCGCUAUGUUGCCAUCUGUAACCCACUGGUAUACACUGUCACUAUGUCUCCCCAGGUGUGUUUACUUCUCCUGUUGGGUGUCUAUGGCAUGGGGUUUGCUGGGGCCAUGACCCACACAGCAUGCAUGGUGAGGUUGACUUUCUGUGCUGACAAGCUUGUCAACCACUACAUGUGUGACAUCCUUCCCCUUCUUGAGCGGUCUUGCACCAGCACCUAUGUGAAUGAGCUGGUGGUCUUUAUUGUUGUGGGCAUCGACAUUGGUGUGCCCACAGUCACCAUCUUUAUUUCUUAUGCCCUAAUCCUCUCCAGCAUCCUUCACAUUCACUCCAAAGAGGGUAGGUGCAAAGCUUUCAGCACCUGCAGCUCCCACAUAAUUGCUGUUUCUCUGUUUUUUGGGUCAGGGGCAUUCAUGUAUCUCAAACCAUCUUCUCUUUUACCUAUGAACCAGGGGAAAGUGUCCUCCUUGUUCUACACCAUUGUGGUGCCCAUGCUUAACCCCUUAAUCUAUAGCCUGAGGAAUAAAGAUGUCAAAGUUGCUCUGAAAAAUAUCUUGAGCAAAAAUCUAUUUUCUUAA
Messenger RNA from Heterocephalus glaber (naked mole-rat), 942 nucleotides. Its product is annotated as olfactory receptor 8B8. Gene Ontology annotation, molecular function: olfactory receptor activity; G protein-coupled receptor activity. Lineage: Eukaryota; Metazoa; Chordata; Mammalia; Rodentia; Bathyergidae. Gene Ontology annotation, biological process: G protein-coupled receptor signaling pathway. The record is from RefSeq and is a predicted model, not a curated record. Gene Ontology annotation, cellular component: membrane.